This is a messenger RNA of Emys orbicularis (European pond turtle), 627 nucleotides long. RefSeq lists its product as uncharacterized. Gene Ontology annotation, biological process: mitotic cell cycle; nucleotide-excision repair; centriole replication. The transcript is spliced from 4 exons. NCBI's taxonomy places the organism in Eukaryota, Metazoa, Chordata, Testudines, Emydidae. The record is from RefSeq and is a predicted model, not a curated record. Gene Ontology annotation, molecular function: calcium ion binding. Bases 1 to 627 code for a protein of 208 amino acids. Gene Ontology annotation, cellular component: centriole; centrosome.
AUGCAGUGUAGACAUACCGUGGGAGGUGCCCUUUGUGAGACAGGGUGGGGCAGGCAGGCUGGGUCCCUAAUGCUAGUGAUCCACCUGGUCUCUUGUUCUACUAAUGUUUCCAAGGCUUCCAGCCCCAAGAAAGUGAUGGAAGGGGCAGUGACCCGGAAGAAGAAGGUGGCACCCAAGUUGGUACUCACUGAAGAACAGAAACAGCAGUUGCGAGAGGCCUUUGAUUUGCUUGAUACCGAUGGCACUGGUACUGUCGAUGUGAAGGACUUGAAGGUGUCCAUAAGAGCCCUUGGGUAUGAACCCAAGAAAGAAGAGAUGAAGAAAAUUGUAUCAGAAGUUGAUAAGGAAGGGUCAGGGAAGAUCAACUUUGAUUCCUUUUUGUAUGCGAUGACUCAGAAAAUGUCUGAGCCAGAAUCCAGAGAGGACAUUCUGAAAGCCUUCAAGCUCUUUGAUGACAAUGGAACUGGCAAAAUCUCUUUCCAAAAUCUCAAACGUGUGGCCGGUGAGAUUGGGGAAAACCUCACAGAUGAGGAGCUGCAGGAAAUGAUUGAUGAAGCAGAUGUGGAUGGAGAUGGGGAAGUGAAUGAACAGGAGUUCCUGCGGAUUAUAAGGAUGAACAGCAUGUAG